Molecule: messenger RNA, 921 nt
Organism: Dovyalis caffra
Lineage: Eukaryota; Viridiplantae; Streptophyta; Magnoliopsida; Malpighiales; Salicaceae
Source: the annotation of a GenBank genome assembly
AUGAGCCUCCUUGGGACCCCUGUACUGCUCCUCCAUGGGCAGGCAGCAAACAAGUUCAUCUACACUUGCGACAGCAACAUUCUUGACAAUCAACAACCGUUGUCGAUAAGAAGGGUUUGCGGUGAGAAGAAUAUCCUGGAAUUAAGUGGCCAUGAGCACAAGCGUGUGAGAGGAGCACUCUUAUCGUUUUUAAAGCCAGAAGCUUUAAAGCAAUAUGUUGGUAAGAUGGAUGAAGAAAUUAGAAGACAUUUGGAGAUGCAUUGGCAUGGCAAGAGCAAGGUUUUGGCAAUGCCAUCUAUGAAGACCCUUACCUUCAACGUUAUCAGCUCACUGAUAAUUGGAAUAGAGCAAGGUGAGACAAGGGACAUACUCAUUGAGCUCUACUAUCAACUAAUGAAGGGUAUUAUAUCUCUACCAAUCAAUUUGCCCUUCACACGCUUCAAUCGAAGCCUCCAAGCAAGUGCAAAAGUCAGAACGAUCCUCUUGGAUCUUCUUCAAGAGAAGAGGGCUGCAUUACAGAAUGUAACUGCCUCUCGUCAACAAGAUUUUAUCACGACCUUGCUUAGUCUCCGAAACGAAGACAAUUCGGUAGUAUUAUCCGAUGAGGAGAUUGUUGAUAAUGUUACUGUUCUAAUGAUAGCAGGCCAUGACACAACCUCCAAUCUCCUCAGUUUCUUGAUCAGGAUUUUAGCCACUAAUCCAUCUGUUUAUAGCAGUGUUAUUCAAGAACAAGAGGAGAUUCUAAAGAGCAAGGCUUCAAUGGACCUUUUGACAUGGGAUGAUCUCACAAGAAUGAAAUACACAUGGAGAGUAGCAAUGGAGUCUCUAAGGAUGACCCCUCCUGCGUUUUGUUCCUUCAGGAAUGUGGUAAAAGAUUUUGAAUAUGAAGGUUACCUAGUUCCCAAAGGAUGGCGGGUGUGA